This is a messenger RNA of Filobasidium floriforme, 1336 nucleotides long. Its product is annotated as VIT family-domain-containing protein. Gene Ontology annotation, cellular component: fungal-type vacuole membrane. Bases 103 to 1212 code for a protein of 369 amino acids. The transcript is spliced from 5 exons. The record is from RefSeq and is a predicted model, not a curated record. NCBI's taxonomy places the organism in Eukaryota, Fungi, Basidiomycota, Tremellomycetes, Filobasidiales, Filobasidiaceae. Gene Ontology annotation, biological process: intracellular manganese ion homeostasis. Gene Ontology annotation, molecular function: manganese ion transmembrane transporter activity; iron ion transmembrane transporter activity.
AGGGGAAUAGGUCACCACUUACGAUACAUCUUAUCUAACAACAAAGACAUCUCCUCGACUCGUUCCUAAGAACAAAGCUAGAACUACCUCGUCCACAUCGCCAUGUCCAAGGUCGCCCACUCUCAACCCGGCUGCGGUUCCUCGUCCUGCGCCUGCAAAGCAGCUUCUUCGUCAUCAUCCACCGUCAAGCUUCCCAAAUCCUCGACCACCACCAAAAACUCUGUAUGGGGUAUCGACACCCCCGUAACGGUAGACGAGACCUCUUCCCUGGUCCGCUCUUCCGGCAGCAAGUACGGCUCGACGCACGCUCAGAACAACGAGAGUAUCGAUUUCAACUCGAUCUUGCGUCCGACGCAUACCAUUGCCGACAAGUGUGAUCGACCCGGUGGAGUCUGUUGCAAGGAUGUAGUACAGGAGGAGAGGAAACUUAUUGACCCGGAUGUUGUCAGGGAUAUUAUCAUCGGACUAUCGGACGGCUUGACGGUACCCUUCGCCUUGACGGCAGGAUUGAGUAGCUUGGGAAGUUCCAAGUUGGUCUACAUGGGAGGCCUGGCCGAGAUCGUCGGAGGCGCCUUCUCGAUGGGUGUCGGUGGAUACCUCGCCGCCAAGGCCGAACAGGACACCUUCCGACACCGUUACUCGGAGAUCACCAACCGUCUCGCUAUCGCUUGCGACUCUGAGCUCGACCGUGAAGUGCACGACAUUCUCGGCCCCCUAGGUCUCCAGGAAAACGUCUCCCGGGUCGUCUCCCGCGCGCUGGCUCAAGCUCAACGAGCAGAAGAGGAUCGGGACGACCGAUUGUUCACCUCCAGCCUCGCCCAUCAGAAAUCGCUGUUCGGUCGACUAGGACUGACGAACCGACCGGUACCCAAGACGGGUACCGCAGCGUUCCUCUUGAAGCUCGGGGAAGGGAUGGAAGAGGUCCCCAGUAGCAGGCUGUUCUUGAGCGCGGUCACUAUCGGUCUGAGUUACGCGAUCGGAGGGAUCUUACCGAUCAUCCCCUAUUUCUUCAUCCCCGUCGCUUAUGACGCCUUGAAGUGGUCUAUCGUGGGAACGAGUAUCAUCCUCGUCAUCUUCGGAGCCUUGAAAUCAUGGUUCACAGGAGCAGCCCUUGGUCCCGCCGGAGUAGCCUGGGGAGCCAUCUCGACAUUAGCAGUCGUUGCCGCUGCCGCUGCGAUCGCUUGGGGUAUCGUCAAGGCUUUGGAGACGUAAUACACCCUCUCCCAGUGUUAGAUCCAAGAUAGAUGCGAAAUGAGAUGUUCAAUGUAAUAGUAACGACAGGCUCGGAUCGUCAAGCACGUGUCCGAGGUGUAACAAAUAUAAUCAUCUACAGUAC